This is a messenger RNA of Sardina pilchardus (European sardine), 2364 nucleotides long. It is a transcript of the gene dnal4a, whose product is annotated as dynein, axonemal, light chain 4a. The record is from RefSeq and is a predicted model, not a curated record. Gene Ontology annotation, cellular component: dynein complex. The transcript is spliced from 4 exons. Gene Ontology annotation, biological process: microtubule-based process. The coding region runs from base 121 to 441 and encodes 106 amino acids. Lineage: Eukaryota; Metazoa; Chordata; Actinopteri; Clupeiformes; Clupeidae.
CGGAAGUCACGUGCUCAUCUCAGACCUUUCACUGUUGCUAUGGCCGCCCUGUGUCUCCAUGUCAACUACAGAGAUAACUAACUUGUUAGCAGAAAAGCAGCUUGCUAGAAGGACAGAGAGAUGGCAGAGACAGGUGAUAGUAAAAAGGAAGAAGCUGACUACAAGAGACUACACAGUUUCCCUCUCAUAAGGCACACAGAUAUGCCGGAGGAGAUGAGAGUUGAGACCAUGGAGCUGUGUGUCACUGCCUGCGAGAAGUUUGCCACCAACAACGAGAGCGCGGCCAAGAUGAUCAAGGAGACCAUGGACAAGAAGUUCGGCAGCUCGUGGCACGUGGUGAUCGGCGAGGGCUUCGGCUUCGAGGUCACGCACGAGGUCAAGAACCUGCUCUACAUGUUCUUCGGAGGGAGCCUGGCCGUGUGUGUGUGGAAGUGCUCCUAGCACACGUGUACAUGCACACACACACGCACACACACACACACACACACACACACACACACACACACACACACACACACACACACACACACACACACACACACACACACCUUUCACAAAUCAGCUGGAUUGUCACUACCUACUGUUUUUAGGAUUUCUACUGUAUGUGCACAGUGUAUGCCACAGUACACCAAACACGACUGCACACUCUCUUACCAGCCAGCCUAAUACACACACACACACACACACACACACACGCACACACACACACACACACACACGCGCGCACACACCUGAAGACACACCAGUGCUCAGGCCAUUGGCUUAGGGAGUGUGUGCAGUGUCUGAAAUGAUAUACAGCCUCUGCUAUGCAGUCCUUCUCCUGCUUCAGGUGUCUGUUGAUUUGUGACUAACUGACUGGCUGAGAGUGUGUGUGUGUGUGUGUGUGUGUGUGUGUGUGUGUGUGUGUUUGUGUGUGAGAGCAUGAUUUCUCUCCCACUCUCAGUCUGUGGAAGCUGUCUGAUUCACAUACAUACAAGACCCCCCGCCCAUUAAUCACGUACACACACACACACAAACGCGCGUUUCCUUCCGCUCAGCCGCAUGACGUUUGUGUGUUUGUGUGUACGUGUGUGCGUGUGUGAGUGUGCGCCCAUGUGUGAGGGAGAGAGAGAGGAACAUGAUGUGAGUGUGUGUGUGUGUGUGUGUGUGUGUGUGUGUGUGUGUGUGUGUGUGUGUGUGUGUGUGUGUGUGUGUGUGUGUGUGUCUGUGCUGUUACAUUCCAUUACAUACUUUUUUAAAGUGCAUCUUGUAUGUCUGUCUCCUAUUCUCCUUUCCCUCUCUCUCUUCAUCUCUCCAUCCCUCCAUCUCUUCCUCUUAUUCUCUCUCUCCACCUCACCAUCACUUCCUCUUAUUCUCUCCCUCUCUCUCUGUGUCUCUAUCCCUCCCUCCCCUUUGGCACGCACUCUGUGGGUCCCUGAGCUCACACCAUCUGUCAUAUUCCUCUUCUCGUUUCUGUUCUGUUUUUUUAUCUCAGUCUUUUUCUGCCUUCAUCACUUCCUCUUUAUCUCUGUAUUCCCCUGAAACCUCUCCGUCUGUCCGUCCGUCCGUCCAGCCUUCAUCUCUUCAGACCUCCAGUCUGACCCCACCAUCACCGCCGUUUCCACACUACAUCCUCCACAAUGCCCCGUGCCAAGUCCACACUACAUCCCCCACAACCCCCGGCACCAAGUCUGCACUACAUCCCCCACAACCCCCGGCACCAAGUCUGCACUACAUCCCCCACAAUGCCUGGCACAAAGUCCCCUCAUAAAAAUGCCACAGGGAUUUCUCAAAUGUUCUCAAUGUAUAUACUUGAAUACCAUUGUAUAAAAAAAACCAACAAAAACAUUUUUUUUUCUCACUCUAGUGAAUGCAUUCAUAUUAGCUUUGUUCGUAUAUUUUGUAUGAAAAGGGCUCGACAUUUCAACGAAUGCUUUUUGGUUUUUAAAUUAACAAUAAACAAAAGGCUGCAACUCUGCUGUCGUGACCAAACGCCCACCCCGGGUUGACCCCGCCCUUUACAGCAUCGUGAUGAGAUCCAUCAGAAUAUUGUGUAACCUGUCGAGGCUGUCGUUAGCACGUCAUCAUUGUAGAAUGACAACGAAUGUUUGCCGUGUUGUUGCUGCGUGUGAAGACUCCGUAUGCUGGCAAGAACGAAGACAUCUUCCUGAUCAGCACUCUGUGUCCUACAGAGGGAUCGACCAAUAGGAAACAGGCGCUCGAGGCUGGUCCCAGACCUGCUGGAAGCCCGGAACUGUGAUAGCUGGACCCACGUCAGUUGACACUGAACUGUUCCACCGUCAAUACUGUCAGAAUGUUUGUCUCAUAGAACUGUUUCCGUCUCUGAACACACUAAUAAAGUGCCCUGGAAUGUCCUCACCUGGA